Molecule: messenger RNA, 1686 nt
Organism: Oncorhynchus tshawytscha (Chinook salmon)
Lineage: Eukaryota; Metazoa; Chordata; Actinopteri; Salmoniformes; Salmonidae
Product: alpha-2C adrenergic receptor-like
Exons: 3
Coding region: 180-1637 (485 amino acids)
Biological process (GO): adenylate cyclase-activating adrenergic receptor signaling pathway
Cellular component (GO): membrane
Molecular function (GO): adrenergic receptor activity
Source: RefSeq, a predicted model, not a curated record
GAGAGAGAGAGGGCUGAGAGAGAAGGGAAAAGGGACGGUGUGAUUUCAGCGUUUUUCUCCAAAGACAUGUGAAAUAUAACUAACCCUUCGCGGAUGUGUGCUAGCGAAUAACACAUUAUUUCCCUGAAUUUUUUAUUUUCUUUGUUUUUACCCUCGUGCAUGAGUGGUUAAUUAAAAUAAUGGAUUUCUUGAAUUUCUCCGGGGUGGUGGACGAGCGGAAUAGCACAUACACCAACUCCUCGGCUACCGGGGACAGUGAGUACUCUCUCCUCUCCAUAACCGGACUGACGGUAGUCGUGGGCUUUCUCAUCCUGUUUACCAUUGUGGGCAACGUGCUGGUGGUCAUCGCGGUGUUGACCAGCCGCGCUCUCAAACCGCCUCAGAACCUCUUUCUGGUGUCCCUGGCCAGCGCGGACAUCCUAGUGGCUACUCUCGUCAUGCCUUUCUCUUUAGCUAACGAACUCAUGGGCUACUGGUUCUUCGGGAAAGUUUGGUGCGACAUCUACUUGGCGUUGGACGUCCUCUUUUGCACGUCGUCUAUAGUUCACCUGUGCGCUAUCAGUCUCGAUCGUUACUGGUCGAUCACCCAGGCGAUAGAAUACAACCAGAAGCGGACUCCUACACGGCUAAACGGGAUGAUCGUGGUGGUCUGGCUGAUCUCGGCCGUUAUUUCCUUUCCGCCGUUGAUCUCCAUGGACAGGAGCAGCGGAGGGGAGAUCAGUCCUCAGUGUCGGCUGAACGAUGAGACCUGGUAUAUUCUCUACUCCAGCAUAGGAUCCUUCUUCGCUCCCUGCGUUAUCAUGAUACUAGUGUACAUCAGGAUCUACCAGGUUGCUAAGACGCGGACGAGGACCAUGUCGGAGAAGAAGAGAGAGGUGGAGGACAACGGAACUGCCCCGUUACACUUUAACGGGUUAGGGCAGGGGGGCGAGGAGGAGGGGUGCGGAGGAUCUCUGAAGGAAAACGGUAGCGGUGGAGGAUUUGCCCGGGAGAACGGGCACUGCCAGAGCCAGCAGAAGACGCCGGUGCCACAGGGGAUGUUACCCAACGAACCCAAAUUAACCCCCGACCCCGACGAUGGAGACGACUUUGACGACAGCAGCUCGUCGGACGAAAAACCCACAUCCGCCAAAAAACAUUCCCAUUCCUCUUCCUCUUCCCAUCAGCAUCACCACCACCACCACCACCACCAUGACGACAAGAAGGAUUCCAAACCUUCAGAGAGAAGGAAGUCUACAGGAAGCAGGAAGAGCAGCUUGGCUUCGUCCAAACGCUCAGAGAGCAAGAAGUCGCGUGCCAGCUCUAAGUCCAUCGAGCUGUUUUCGUCCCGUAGGAAACGGCGGAGCACCGUCAACAGGAAGAAAAUAACAGCGGCGAGGGAGAAGAGGUUUACCUUCGUCUUGGCGGUGGUGAUGGGAGUCUUCGUGAUCUGCUGGUUCCCCUUCUUCUUCAGCUACAGCCUGUAUGGAGUGUGCCGGGCGCCGUGUGAGAUCCCCAGUCUCUUUUUUAAGUUCUUCUUCUGGAUAGGCUACGUCAACAGCUCCCUCAACCCCGUCAUCUACACCAUCUUCAACCAGGACUUCAGACGAGCAUUCCAGAAGAUUCUAGUCUGCAAGUCAGGGAAGAGGUCUUUCUGAAAAGACAGGGAUGUGGGCCUAUAUAUGAACAUGGAUGAACCUACAGUAU